Cryptosporidium muris RN66 is the source of this 678-nucleotide messenger RNA. RefSeq lists its product as uncharacterized. NCBI's taxonomy places the organism in Eukaryota, Apicomplexa, Conoidasida, Eucoccidiorida, Cryptosporidiidae. The record is from RefSeq and is a predicted model, not a curated record. Bases 1 to 678 code for a protein of 225 amino acids. The transcript has a single exon.
AUGGUAAUUGGGUUAUCUAAACAAGACGUCUCUGAAGCAAUUAUAUUAGAGCAAUUGUAUGGAAUUUUGAGAGAUUGGAGAAUUUGCAUGAACUGUAAUUCAAAUGCCUCAACUCAUUUAGAUACUGCAAAGAAUAUUCUUAUUUGUCAUCCAUGCACUAAAUCUAAAUUAUCAUGUAAAAGAAUAGGAUCUGACAGAAUUUCUAUGAAACAAGUAGAAAACUUAAAAAAAAAUUUGAUUAAAAUAAAAAAUAAGAAACAUAAGGGAUUCUCUAUUAUAAAUCUCUUAAAAAGCAAAACACUGAAAAAAAAUUCCUAUAAUGAAGAUUCUGAGUUUGAAAAAUAUAGCAGUAAUAUAGAGGAAUGUCUUCUUAGUAAUAUAUUUCCAAAUAAGUCUGAUAAAUAUUUAACAUCAUCAUCUUAUACCUAUUCAAGAGAUAAUUGUGGUUUCGUAUCUGAUUAUGAUGACGUAACAAAAUCAGCUAAUCUAACCUAUAAUUUAAGAAGAUAUCAAUCAAUGCAAAAUUUUGGUAAUUUAAAUUUUAAUGGGAGAGCAUAUAGAAGUGAAGCUGAGCUAGAUUACCCUAUUAAUAAUGAUAAGAGGAAUUCAUCGUGUGUAAAUUUUCGUAUGAAUAGUAAAAAUCCAUUUUCAGAAAAUUCGUGGUGGAAUAAUAAUUAA